This is a messenger RNA of Humulus lupulus (European hop), 1390 nucleotides long. RefSeq names its product acyl-CoA--sterol O-acyltransferase 1-like. Gene Ontology annotation, biological process: polysaccharide biosynthetic process; lipid metabolic process. The transcript has a single exon. Bases 123 to 1289 code for a protein of 388 amino acids. Gene Ontology annotation, cellular component: membrane. Lineage: Eukaryota; Viridiplantae; Streptophyta; Magnoliopsida; Rosales; Cannabaceae. The record is from RefSeq and is a predicted model, not a curated record.
GAAUAUAUUAUUAUAAUAUUCGGCAUCUUAUAAUAAGCACACAAAUCUACAUUGCCGGAUCUCAUAUUACACCAAAGUCUUUCCCAAACACUUUGGUUCUACCGCACUAAUUUCUGCAUAAGAUGUGGAUCGAUCAAGGUAAAAUCUCUUCUUUUCUCCAAUCUUUGUUUGAGUAUCAAAUCAAAUCAGAAAGUCGGGGGAAAAUGGAGUGUGAUGAAAUGAACAACUUCAUCAAGGUAUGGCUUUCAGCCUUGGUUUCUUUAUCUUAUUGCUAUGUUAUGAGUAAAAUAAUCUCAAAAGGUCCCAAAAGACUCAUCUUUUUUCUCCCAAUAAUGUGCCUCUUUAUCUUUCUCCCUCUCAAACUCAAUUACAUCAAUCUAGUUGGUGCAACUGGCUUCUUCCUUUCAUGGCUUGCAAACUUCAAACUCUUACUCUUAGCUUUCAACAAAGGCCCCUUAGCUUCAAACCCACCAAUCUCUUUUGGUCGUUUCAUUGUCAUAGCUUCUUUCCCAAUUGAGAUCCGAGAAAACAACACAACCAUAAACCAAAACAAACAAAACCCAUUUCAGAAAAACCUUAAACCAACCAUCAAUUUCACAGUAAAGACUCUUCUUUUGGCGAUUCUGAUUCGAGUAUGUGAUGACAAAGACCAAAUUAACCCCAAUGUCCUUUUGGUUCUUUACUCUUUUGCCGUGUAUCUCAUUCUCGAGACCAUAUUAGUCAUCGUGGCCACCUUGGUUCGAGUCAUGGCUGGACUUGAGCUCGAGCCACAGUUCAACGAACCAUUCCUCUCGACCUCACUACAAGACUUCUGGGGAAGAAGGUGGAACCUCAUGGUAACGCGUAUACUGCGCCCCACCGUAUUCGAACCCACUCUCAGAUUCUCUUCAACCUUGCUAGGGCUCAACUACAAGUGGGCUGCACUCCCUGCUGUCAUGGCAACUUUUGUAGUGUCUGGUUUGGUUCACGAGCUCAUUUACUUCUACAUGGCUCGCACGUCUCCCACGUGGGAGGUGACGUCAUUCUUUGUCUUGCAUGGAUUGUGUUUGACGGUCGAGAUUGUUUUGAAGAGGGCUUUGAGUGACAGGUGGCGGCUGCCCAGGUUGGUGUCUGGAGCGUUGACUAUUGGGUUUGUGAUGUUGACCAGCUUUUGGUUGUUUUUUCCUCAACUCCUUCGGUGCAAGGCUGAUGUUAGAACACUCCAAGAGUAUAUAAAUUUGGGAAAGCUUUUGGGAAAGAUGGUCAGUCAAAGUUACCAUUUUUUGACUAAGUUUCACUCUCAACAAUAGAUGACACUUAGGUAUGUAUUUAAAGGAAAAUUUAAAAAUUGUAUGUUAAUUAUCAAUUUUAUGAUACAAAAUUCAAUAAAAAAAUAUAUAUGUUCUGUGGU